Triticum turgidum subsp. durum (durum wheat) is the source of this 525-nucleotide messenger RNA. The record is from the annotation of a GenBank genome assembly. NCBI's taxonomy places the organism in Eukaryota, Viridiplantae, Streptophyta, Magnoliopsida, Poales, Poaceae.
AUGAAUCCCAAAAUAUCAGAUUUUGGGCUUGCAAAAAUAUUCAGUUCAAAGGAUACUGAAGGGAACACAAAAAGGAUUGCCGGGACAUAUGGGUAUAUGGCUCCCGAGUAUGCUUCAGAGGGUCUGUUCUCGAUCAAAUCUGAUGUAUUCAGCUUCGGUGUGCUAAUUCUUGAGAUCAUCCAUGGAAAAAGAAACUCAUGUUUCCAUCAAUUUGGGGAUUUCUUCAACCUUCUUGGAUAUGCAUGGAAGUUGUGGAAAGAGGAAAGAUGGCUUGAGUUCGUCGAUGAAUCAAUAGUUUCAGAGUCUGACGUGUUAGAGACAAUGAGGUGCAUCAACAUCGCACUGCUCUGUGUGCAAGAGAAUGCAGCUGAUAGACCCACAACAGCAAGUGUGGUUGCGAUGCUAAGCAGUGAAAGCAUGACCCUGCCUGAACCUAAGCAUCCGGCGUAUUUCCACAUAAGGGUAACGGAGGAAGAGCCACCUAGUGCUAAUGAUGUGACAAUGUCUGCUCUACAGGGCAGAUAG